Messenger RNA from Pimephales promelas (fathead minnow), 1036 nucleotides. It is a transcript of the gene srsf7b, whose product is annotated as serine and arginine rich splicing factor 7b. The record is from RefSeq and is a predicted model, not a curated record. Gene Ontology annotation, molecular function: RNA binding; zinc ion binding. NCBI's taxonomy places the organism in Eukaryota, Metazoa, Chordata, Actinopteri, Cypriniformes, Leuciscidae.
GCGUGAGUUUGCGCAUGCGCAGGCGAGCAGUCGUUUGACAGGCUGUUGUUUGUUGCUGACCGUCAGGAUUUCGUUAUUUCGCGUUAUGUCGCGACACGGGCGACACGCAGGUGAAACGAAGGUGUAUGUGGGUAACCUGGGCACCGGGGCAGGUAAGGGUGAGCUGGAGCGGGCGUUCGGUUAUUACGGGCCGCUGAGGACCGUGUGGAUCGCUCGCAAUCCUCCGGGAUUCGCCUUCGUGGAGUUCGAGGAUCCCAGAGAUGCUGAGGACGCUGUGCGUGGCCUCGAUGGCAAUGUGAUCUGCGGCUCUCGGACGCGCGUGGAGUUGUCCACCGGAAUGCCACGGCGUUCCCGAUACGAGCGUCCGCCGACCCGCCGGCCCUUCGACCCGAGCGACCGCUGCUACGAGUGCGGCGAGAAGGGCCACUACGCGUACGACUGCCACCGCUACAGCCGCCGGCGCCGGAGCAGGUCUCGAUCCCGUUCACACUCUCGCUCUCGGUCCAGAGGGAGGAGAUACGGGCGCUCCCGCAGCCGCAGCAGAGGGAGAAGGUCCAGGUCUUUCUCUCCUCGGCGUUCUCGCUCUGGUUCUCCCAGGCGCUCCAGGUCCGUGACGCCCAAACGCUCCAGGUCCAUAUCCCGCUCUCGCUCCCGAUCCGGCUCCGCUCCCAGGAACAGGUCUGGUUCAGUCGGGAGGUCCAAAUCCGGCUCUCCGGGCAGAAGUCGUUCGCCCUCCCGGAGCUCUGCCAGGAGUGAGAGUCCCGAGCGAGACUGAAGCUCCCGUUCUGGCGUGUGUGUGUGUGUGUUUGUUAUCCGGGCCUUCGGCUCGGUACCUAUUGCAGUACAGCUGAAGUAAUAAUUAAAAAUGCCCAGUUUGAUUGUAAGGAAGCUGUUGUGUGAGGAGCAGAAUAUUCUGAGUUUAUUUUUCUGAUUUAUUCGUCUGAUUUUCGACAUGUUUUGUUGUGCGGUUCAUGUGUUCCUGCAUCAGUUUGAGUUUUGUAUGCAUAAUAAAUAAAGUUGAAGCACUUUCCCUCUC